CAACGUUUCAUUUACGUAUCCAAUUACUUGUAACCCGCUUGGUUCGUUCGCAGCUAAAACGUUCUGCGAACUCUCGAGCAGUCUGUUGGUGGCCAUGCCAGCGCGAUACUAUGCCGUGCGCAUUGGCCGUGAAGGCCCAAAAAUUUAUUCAGAUUUCAACGAUUUCCAGACUGCAACCCUCGGUCUUAGUGGUACUAGCGGCAAGGGGUUCGACACAUUGGAGGAAGCCAAAGCUUGGCUUUUGGCAGGUCUACCCACAUCUGUCAGUGUAUCUGUGACGCAAACAACUACUAGUACUACAGUUACGUGGGAUAUAAAAUCUGAAGACCAUCAAUCAGCCUUAAUGUCCAUGGAUACGGCUUCUGGUGAGUCCGCGAGACGGUAUCCAGAACCUCGAUCGGGUCGUCGUUGGAUAGAGUACGAAUCGACCUCGAAUACGCUACAGACGAUACCAAAUAGUGACAGACUUACACCUCCUCCACCUUACAUUCCUUUGCAAGACGCCGAAAUUCCCCCGCUUCCUCCCCCUCCGCCAAUAAUUGAGCUAUCUGAAGAGCAGCGACGGGUUCUUCGACUCGUUGAAAGUGGCAAAAACAUAUUUUUCACAGGUCCAGCCGGAACCGGAAAAUCAGUUCUAUUGAGAGCAAUAAUAGAAUUGUUGCGAUGUAAGGCUGGCGUGGUUGCCAUCACCGCCCCCACAGGCAUAGCAGGCAUGAACAUCGGUGGUUCAACCAUUCAUUCCUGGGCAGGUAUAGGGUUGGGCAAGGAAUCUGUCAAGGAGUUGGUGGGUGUUCUAAGUUCAAGGGCGAUCAAACGAUGGACACACACUCGUGCCCUUAUAAUCGAUGAAAGUACGUUUGACCUACAGUGUUAGAUAACUGUGCUAACAUCCGGCAGUUUCGAUGCUGGACGGCCGUUUAUUUGACAAGCUCGUAUGAUUUCAUGCCUGCACCAUAUUUCAUCUGCCUAACUUAUUGGGUAGGAAGAGAUUGGUCAGAUUGUCCGGGAAAGCCGUCGCCCUUUUGGGGGUAUACAGCUU
This is a messenger RNA of Suillus discolor, 1039 nucleotides long. Its product is annotated as PIF1-like helicase-domain-containing protein. The transcript has 6 exons. Gene Ontology annotation, biological process: DNA repair; telomere maintenance. The coding region runs from base 95 to 874 and encodes 259 amino acids. Gene Ontology annotation, molecular function: DNA helicase activity. The record is from RefSeq and is a predicted model, not a curated record. NCBI's taxonomy places the organism in Eukaryota, Fungi, Basidiomycota, Agaricomycetes, Boletales, Suillaceae.